GCUUUAUCGGUUGGUCUGUUUAUGACCUACUUAUAUAAUUUGUGUCACUAACACUCGUGUAAAUUGCAAAGUACCAAAGUGUUUUUGCUCUAUAAGGAUUAUACAUUUACACAGAGAAUGAAGAUUCUGGUUUUGUUAACGGCUUGCCUUCUGGUAGCAGCUGAUGCCAGACCGACAAAGGAGGAGAGAUUCCUGAAGGACACACUACAGGGUGUAUUAGAUCAGCUGAAGGUUCAACUCCAUGCCUUGGGAAAUACUUUUACCGAUACAUUUAAACAAGUUGGACAGGCUGCAGCACAGUCCGGGUCAGAUUUACUCAGUCAGACUUUACAACAAGCAACACAACUUGCAGCAGCUGGUGCAACAAAUCUUCUAACAAAUCUCCAACACAACACAGAUCAAGAUCCAAGCAAGAGAUUUCUGAAAGAUGACGUACAACACAUUUUGGCACAGUUGAAACUUCAGUUGCAUGCAUUAGGUGGAACAUUCAAUGAAACUUUUAAACAAGUUGGACAAGCUGCUGCACAGCAGGGGACAGAUUUAUUACACCAGGCUUUACAACAAGGAACAAAUCUUGCAGUGAAAGGAGCUUUUAAUUUGUUGACUAAUCUUGCACAUCCUAAUAGAACAACAGCAAGCAAAAGAUUCUUAAAAGACACAUUCCAAGGCGUUUUGGGCAAGCUUCAAGAACAACUAAAUGCCCUUGGACAAACAUUUACAGAAACAUUUAAACAAGUUGGACAAGCUGCUGCUCAACAAGGAACAGAUCUUUUGAAUCAAGCUUUACAACAAGGAGCACAGCUUGCUGCAAAUGGGGCAACAAAUCUUCUGACUAACCUUCAACAUCCCGACGGAACAAGAAAAAGGUUCUUAAAAGAUACAUUUCAAGGUGUCUUGGAUCAACUGAAGUUGCAACUCCAUGCUUUGGGUGAAACCUUUGGAGAAACUUUUAAGCAGGUCGGGCAGGCUGCUGCACAACAAGGAACAGAUCUAUUAAACCAAGCUUUACAACAAGGAACACAAUUAGCAGCUAACGGAGCAACAGGUCUUCUAACCAACCUUCAACAAGCAGCAGCCAAGGACGGAACAAGGAAAAGAUUCCUGAAAGACACAUUCCAGGGCGUCUUGGACAAGCUUAAAGAACAACUAAAUGCUCUUGGACAAACAUUUGGAGAAACAUUCAAACAAGUAGGACAAUCUGCUGCUCAAUCAGGGACAGAUCUUUUGAACCAAGCUUUACAACAAGGAGCACAACUUGCUGCAAAUGGAGCUACAAAUCUCUUGACAAACCUCCAAAAUCCUGAUGGAACAAGGAAAAGAUUCUUAAAGGACACAUUUCAAGGAGUUCUUGAUAAACUUAAUGAACAGCUGAAAGCUCUCGGGAACACAUUUACAGAAACAUUCAAACAAGUAGGACAAGCUGCUGCUCAACAAGGAACAGAUCUUGUGAAUCAAGCUUUACAGCAAGGAGCACAGCUUGCUGCUAAUGGAGCAACAAGUCUUCUAACAAAUCUCCAACAUCCUGAUGGAACAAGGAAAAGAUUCUUGAAGGACACAUUCCAGGGAGUUUUGAGCAAGCUUCAAGAACAGCUGAACGCUCUCGGGCAAACCUUCUCAGAAACAUUCAAACAAGUAGGACAAGCUGCUGCUCAAUCAGGGACAGAUCUUUUGAACCAAGCUUUACAACAAGGAGCACAGCUUGCUGCAAAUGGAGCAACAGGUCUUUUAACAAAUCUCCAACAUCCUGAUGGAACAAGGAAAAGAUUCUUAAAGGACACAUUCAAAGGAGUUCUGGACAAGCUUCAAGAACAGCUUAACGCCCUUGGACAAACCUUUUCAGAAACAUUUAAACAAGUAGGACAAGCUGCUGCUCAACAAGGAACAGAUCUGUUAAAUCAGGCUUUACAACAAGGAGCACAGGUAGCAGCCAACGGAGCCACAGAUCUACUCACAAACCUGCAGAAAACAGAUGGAUAGACAGAUACAACAAAUUAAAGUGAUGUUAUUUAAA
Molecule: messenger RNA, 2011 nt
Organism: Mytilus californianus (California mussel)
Lineage: Eukaryota; Metazoa; Mollusca; Bivalvia; Mytilida; Mytilidae
Exons: 18
Coding region: 118-1977 (619 amino acids)
Source: RefSeq, a predicted model, not a curated record